AUGGCUGAAGACGAUAACAAUGCUCCACCCAUGGGAAGGUUUGGCGACAUCCUUAGAUCGGGAGUUGAUUACCCGGGGGAGUUUGCCUAUGCACAUGAUAAUGUCAACAUCCCACCUCACUACAUUAGUUUGGUGAAUGGUGGAAAUCUUUUCCAUGGUCGAGAUGAAGAAGAUCCGAUGAGUCAUUUGAAUGCCUUCUAUGAGUUGACAAAUUCUCACCGACCGCCAAAUGUGGAGCAUCACCGGAUCAAGAGAGCUUUAUUCCCUUUCUCAUUGAGAGAGAAAGCAAGGGAAUGGUAUGACUCAUUACCGGGCUACAAUAUUACAACAUUUGAGGAAUUGAAGUCGAAGUUUCUCUUGGAGUACAAUUCUCCAAUGAAGAUAGAAAAGUUGAGAGAGGAGAUCACUUCAUUCCGGCAAAAGUAUGAUGAGUCAUUUGCCGAAGCUUGGAAGAGAUUUACAGACUUGCUAAGGAAAUGCCCAAGUCAUGGUCUAGCUCCGGGGCAUGAUCUUUUGAAGUUCUACAAGGGACUUAAUCAUGAAGGCACAGGCUUGGUUACUGCAGGUUCAAGUGGGAACUUGGACGAUUUGACCCAUGAUGAGGUGAGAGCACUAUUUCAAAGAUUAGCGAAUAAUCAAAGGAACUGGCAUAAUCCAAGGAAGGUGGCCGCGGGAGAUACAUUUGGUGCUACUAAGGAGUCGGAAAGAGUGUCAGCUAUAGAAGCUCAAAUGGCUGACUUUAGUACUCAAAUUUCGUCGAUGACGAAUGCUGUCAAAUCUAUGCAGUUGACUCCUCAACCCCAAGUUGCGCCUAUGAUGAAGUGUGGAGUGUGUCAAGGAGGACAUUAUACAGAUCAAUGUCCUAGUUUGCAAGGAGCACCAAUGGAGGAUGUGAACUACAUUGGCAACAAUCGUCAAGGUUUCAACCAAGGAGCUCAAUAUACCAAUCAACAAAACUGGAGGCCUCAACAAGGAAACUGGAAUCAAGCUGGUCCUAGUAACGCUUCUGGCAACCAAUGGAGAAACAACACUCAAUCUCCGAGUUUUGAGACGAAGCCAUCUAGUGAUGAUCAAGUUGCGCAGAUCUACUCCUUCAUGAUCAAGAAUCAAAAGGAGAAUGAUCAAUUAAAGGAAAAAGUGAAUGAGAAGUUUGGCCACAUCGAUGCCACAAUGAAGAAUUUGGAGAUGAUGAUAG
Molecule: messenger RNA, 1195 nt
Organism: Salvia hispanica
Lineage: Eukaryota; Viridiplantae; Streptophyta; Magnoliopsida; Lamiales; Lamiaceae
Source: RefSeq, a predicted model, not a curated record